UUUGUGAAUUGAUUAUGCGGCAAAAAUGUUGUGAAAAUUGAGGAAAAAUUGUGACAUUUGGUUAAAAAAUAACAUCUGGUAACACUUUUGAUUUGGGUAAAUCACACAAUUUAAAGUGAAUUCUUUAUAAUGUCGGGCUUAAAAGGACGUGUAUCCAGAGCCGUAAAACAUAUUAAUAAUAAAAAAAAAGGUUAAAUCACAAUUACCUCCCUAUUUUGAAUUGUUUCCAAAUAAUUUUUUUUCACAUUAACUUUCUUUUUUUGGUGUGUGAAAAUUAAUUGGAAUACACAAACAUGAAUGACGUCUGUGGCAAAAGAUUGCCUGAAAUACUAACAAUUUUGGCCUCAAAAGGUUAUCUGGCCAAGAUGUAUACAGCUUUGGAAGACGAUGGCAUUGCUAGCGUCAUUAAGAUAGCUCUAGAUGUAGUUCGGAACACAGAGAUUGUUCCCUUGCCUGACAUUAGAAGAAAAAAUAGCGAUAAAGCGGCUUCCUUUAUCUACGAAGCCCGUGCUUACUUACGUUCCAGAUGCAUAGACGUUGCGCUAGAGAAAUGCAACGAAAUGCUCUUAUACGCUCCAAAGAACUCUGAUCAUAUGUUUUCCGUUUACUACUUCAGAGCAAAGAUACUGUGUCUUGUAAAAGCCGCAAUUGCCGGCUUGAACGACAUUGAAAAUUGUCUGGCCGUUAUGAAGCCACAGGAUAGAGACGCUCUCGAAGAUCUGAUGAAAAUGAAAAAGGAGCUAACAUCUAUUUUACCUUUUGAAAACUUUAAAAACUUAGCUUUACAGAGCUCAUUUGGUAUGGACUAUUUUACGUUCAACAUGAAACGCAAUAAGGAUAUUAAUUGUGCAAUCGCAGACAUUGGAGUCGUUAGAGAAAAUGGCCUACCAAAGGUUGUAGCUACUAAAAAUAUAGACGUGGGGAAACUUGUAGCAGUAGAACGCGCGUAUGUUACCCACCGAAACGACAUGAACCAACUGAUAUCGUGCUACAACUGUCUCAAAUUUAAUUUGAACUUAAUCCCCUGCGACGGGUGCUGCUACGCGCUCUUCUGUGACGAGAUGUGCAAGAAACUCUGCAUGGACGAAUUCCAUAGAACAGAAUGUCAAAUAAUGGAUCACAUUUUUCCCGAAAGAUCGGAUGCCAGAUUCGUUUUGCCAGUGAGAGCUGCUCUAAAGAUGAAGCAGGCGAAAAGCUGGGACGAGUUGGUGGCGGCUUCACAAGAUCUAACCGCCGACAAAUUGAGAAACCGCUCCGAUUCGGAGAUCUAUGAUUCUCGGAAUACCUUCUCGAUUUUGAACUUCAAUAACGGGAAACAUUUUGUUCAUGGAAAGAUUUUUAAUCAAAGUUUUUAUUAUGCUGCCAUCGUCAACCGUUUGUCAGAGAUCCCAGGAUACUAUCCUCAGGACCCGAAAAAGAGAUUAGAGGCAAUGUACGCACUGGGAAGUAUCAUGUUGCAUUUGUUUGUAACGUAUCCUUUUGAAAUCGAAAUAAUAAAUGCAGCUCAAAAUUAUUUGACGAAUAAUGUGACGAGCGAGCCGGAGCCCAAUUUCGGUUGGUUCUCCUUCGCGAAUAAAUUGAAGCAUUGUUGCGAACCAAAUCUCCUGGUUGUCGGACUCAACGAUAAGAUUGGAUUAGUGGCUGUGAAACCGAUAAAGAAGGGGACUGAGCUUACGAUUUGCUAUAUGGGCCAUUGGUAUGAGAACAUACAUCACGAGGGUAGAAAGAAGAAGCUCUUCACCGCACUGGACGUGGUGUGUGAAUGCCGUGUGUGUGAAAAUAACUGGAGUAACCAAACAACCAGGUCGGCCAAGUUGGAGCCUGAACAGCUCAAGUCUUUUCGUAAAUGGCGCGCCACCGUCGGCACCGUGUAUCCUAACUCUGACAAGGUGCACUUCAAGGAGACCUGCCACGCGCUAAGAGUACUGCAGGACCUGCCCAACACCGAGGAGCAUCACCAGUUGUUCAGGCAGUUCCGCAACUCUCUUAAUGCCUUCCAAUAUUCCGUCACCGAGAACAGUAUUAUUAUGAAUAGUGAUUUUAUUCAUGAAUAACUAAGUUUUAUUUCGUACUCUCUAUUUGUCUCUGAGGGCAAUUAUGUGACACUGAACUGAACUUAGACGUCAUUUAUCUAAACCAGUGAUUCUCAACCACUGUGCCUCGGCACUUUUGUGUGCCGCCAAAUUUUGCAAAUAUUUCAAAUUUUUGUCAUAAUGUCGUAAGUAAAUUUUUAUCUUUUUCUUUGUGUGCCGCCAAAUUUUGAAAUCGUUAAAUAUGUGCCGCAACAAAAAAAAAGGUUGAGAAUCACUGGUCUAAACCAAUCUCGAAAUUUAAAUUUAUACACAGCGCCAUCUCUAAAAAUGUGUAUGAACUAAGUUUCUAAUAGAUUUUAGUCAAUAAUUGUUAGCGCCAUCUCUAAAUAUGUGUAUGAACUAAAUCUCUAAUAGAUUUAAGUCAAUAAUUGUUAUUGAAGAUAAACAUCUCCGUCCUAGCUAGUACAUACCUAAUACAUAUUAAUAUAUUUAUCUUUACAUUAGUUUAUAUAUGUAUUAUUUAUUUACGCUUAUUAUGUCACGCCUGUUUCCCAUUAGGGUAGGCAGAAACAAUGGAACGCCAAAUGCUUCGAUUCAAACAAACCUCUUUCGCUUCCUCCACAUUCAUCAAUCGCUUAUUAUGUGUAAGUAUAUUUUUAAUUUAUACUGUCCAUAUUGCGUUUAAAUUUAUCUUUUGUCCCUUUUCUUCUCGCUCUUUUAGCCUUAUUAUUUUUCUGUUACGUCUUGACCAGACACAAUUUUUAUUAUUUCUCUCCAUCUUAAGGUUGCCUGGAAGAGAUAGCUAAAUAGUGACUCGUUCGUUUAAUUUAUUUAUGUAUUUUUUUUUAUUUUUUAUUAAAGAAAAACUAACAGCUAGAAAAUGUUAUACCAAAAAAGAAAAAUCUUAUAUUAUUAAUAUUAAAAGAGUAUUUACAAGUCCAAAAAAUUACACUAAUUUUCUCCAAGUUCAUUUCAUUUUUCUCAGUACUUCGCUAUAUGUGUCAGGUUGGUUUGAAGAGGCGACUUGACGUAUCGUGACAUGCAGUGUUUUUUUUAAUGGUUGAUAACGGAAUGGCAACCCCGCCUGCGCUAUAGGUAUACAUUUGCGGAGUACCAGUGAGAGAUGAUAGGUGAGGAUGAAGAAGCAGAUCAGUUAGCGUAUCGUGAUGAAUACAUUUGGAAUGCAGCAUGAUGGUUUCCAGGGAGGGCCAUCUGACAGACUGACUAUAUUGUUAGCAAUGGGACUGGUAAUUCCCCCCCCCCCCUCUCCCCAUAGCGCAUUGUUAUUCAUAUCUAUUACAGAUAUUCAUGUGGA
Molecule: messenger RNA, 3348 nt
Organism: Galleria mellonella (greater wax moth)
Lineage: Eukaryota; Metazoa; Arthropoda; Insecta; Lepidoptera; Pyralidae
Exons: 4
Coding region: 294-2054 (586 amino acids)
Molecular function (GO): protein binding
Source: RefSeq, a predicted model, not a curated record